This is a messenger RNA of Onychomys torridus (southern grasshopper mouse), 2524 nucleotides long. RefSeq names its product ankyrin repeat and BTB domain containing 1 (gene Abtb1). Gene Ontology annotation, cellular component: ubiquitin ligase complex; cytoplasm. Gene Ontology annotation, molecular function: protein binding. NCBI's taxonomy places the organism in Eukaryota, Metazoa, Chordata, Mammalia, Rodentia, Cricetidae. Bases 1133 to 2143 code for a protein of 336 amino acids. The record is from RefSeq and is a predicted model, not a curated record. The transcript has 13 exons.
UGGAGUUUGUGGGCGUGGCUAGGGUCGUGGAUAGAGUCUAGGGAGUGUAUUGACUUCUGGGUGGAACCCAGGUGGCUGAGUUGAGCCUAGCGCGGUCAGGGAAAGGUCCUAGUGGGCGAGGCCCCGGCUUGUGGGCGGGGCCUGAGCAGCGCAGGUCUCAGGGUGGAUGGGCGUGGUUAAGGGUCAGCGUGCUAGGGCCAGGGGAGGUGUAGUCCUCAGGGCUGAACCCCUGCAAGGUGGGCGGGGCCUGGAGCGGACUUCCCUUCCGGUGAGGCGCUUCUGUCGAAGUAGGGGUUUUGGAAGUGAGCUUUCCUCUGGCGAAUGGGCGGAACCUGGAGGUUUGAGUUGUGCUCUAGACGAGUGGGUGGAGUCCAGGCUAGAGGUCCCCUAAAGGCUAAGUGGGCGUGGUUAAGGUUAGUGGGUGGGGCCUUGGUGAGAGGCGUUCUGGACGCGGAAGCGGGGUUCAAGCCGGGCGGUCCUCCGGACGCCAGGCGCCGCUGCGGAGCCGCAGUCCGGCAUUGCGAGGCGGAGCCGCGAGCUGCGGGGUGGUGAGUGUUUACAUCCGUCCCGGCACAGAGGUCUCCCGACAUCGCUCGGCCGGGGGUCCAGCCUCCCUCGCCAUGGACACCAACGACCUGUUUGACAGCUGCAGAAAGGGAGACGUGGCCCGUGUGCGAUCUGCCCCUGUCUCCUGCUCUCCACUCCCAGAGUGCCUGCACCAGCUUUUCUCUGGCUUCUCUGCCUUCACCUCCCCAGGCUGAAGUACCUGCUGGAGCAGCGAGACGUGGAGGUGAACGUACGGGACAAAUGGGACAGCACCCCUUUGUACUAUGCCUGCCUCUGUGGGCAUGAGGAGUUGGUGCGCUACCUGUUGGCUAACGGAGCCCGCUGUGAGGCCAACACCUUUGAUGGAGAGCGGUGCCUCUAUGGGGCGCUGAGUGACCCCAUUCGCCGUGCACUGCGAGACUACAAACAGGUCACCUCAUCCUGCAGGAGGCGGGAUUACUACGACGAUUUCCUGCAGCGGCUUCUGGAACAGGGCAUCCACAGUGAUGUGGUCUUCGUAGUACACGGAAAGCCGUUCCGAGCGCAUCGCUGUGUCCUAGGUGCCCGAAGUACUUACUUCGCCAACAUGCUGGACACCAAGUGGAAGGGCAAGAGCGUUGUGGUUCUCAAGCACCCGCUGAUCAACCCCGUGGCCUUUGGGGCUCUGCUGCAGUACCUGUACACAGGCUGCCUAGACAUCGGUGUGGAGCAUGUUAGUGAUUGUGAACGCCUGGCCAAGCAGUGCCAGCUGAGGGACCUGCUCGAGGACCUGGAGGCUAAAUGUGAGAAGGUGUCUGAAUUCGUGGCUUCCAAGCCUGGCACAUGUGUGAAGGUGCUGACUAUUGAGCCCCCUCCAGCAGAUCCCCGGUUGCGGGAGGAUAUGGCACUGCUGGCUGGCUGUGCCCUGCCACCUGAGUUGCGGGGUGACCUAGGAGAGCUGCCCUUCCCAUGUCCCGAUGGCUUCAGCAGCUGCCCUGAUAUCUGCUUCCGAGUGGCUGACUCCAGCUUCCUCUGCCACAAGGCCUUCUUCUGUGGCCGCAGCGAUUACUUCCGGGCCCUGCUGGAUGACCACUUUCAAGAGAGCGAGGAACCUACGGCCCAUGGGGAGCCCCCAGUUGUCACCCUGCAUGGCAUCUCCCCAGAGAUCUUCACUCAUGUGCUGUACUAUGUAUACAGUGACCAUACUGAGCUGCCCCCUGAGUUGGUCUAUGACGUGCUCAGUGUGGCUGACAUGUACCUUCUACCUGGCCUGAAGCGGCUUUGUGGCCGCAUCCUGGCCCAGCUGCUGGAGGAGGACAACGUGGUGGGUGUCUGGCGCAUAGCCAAGCUCUUUCGCCUGGCCCGGCUGGAGGACCAGUGUACUGAGUACAUGGCCAAGGUCAUUGAAAAGCUGGUGGAGCGAGAGGACUUUGUGGAGGCGGUGCAGGAAGAGGCAGCAGCCGUGGCCGCCCGGCAAGAAACAGACUCCAUUCCACUUGUUGAUGACAUCCGCUUCCAUGUGGCCAGCACAGUCCAGACCUACAGUGCCAUUGAAGAGGCGCAGCAGCGGCUGCGGGCACUUGAGGACCUGCUCGUGUCCAUUGGCUUAGACUGCUGAGCCCUUGCCAUCUGGCAGCCCUGCAGCUAGGGCUCCCAUGGUGACAAGCAUGUACGGUGUGUGCAUGCAGCAACUGUUGCUCCUGCAUGCUUGAUGGCAUUACCGUGGACAGAGGGCACUCACUGGGCUCCUGGGAACCUCACAAGGUGUUCUUGGGAUGAGCCUCCUCCUCUAGUGCACAAAUAAGCUCCAAGACUUGGGGCUGGCACCACUCAGGGAAAGCUGGGGUAUGGUAGGCUUUGAACUCAGUCCCCUCUCGCCCAGCACCCCACCUACUCCCUCCUGGCCCUCACCCAGCCCUCACUGGCUUUGACUAUUUCCAUGUAGAGUUGGAUAGGAAGCAGGAAGUGUGUAUGGCAAUAAACUUGAAUUCACUGUGGA